GAGAAUUUAGAUUGUGAUUUCUUUGACAUUUACUAAGCUAUCCGUAAAGAUUUUUUUUUCUUUUUUUUAAAUAUCUGUCUUAGAUUUUCUCAUUAAUGGACUAAUUUCGGAAUACUUAAAAAUUUAUUUUUUAAAUGGUGGAUUAUUUUGCUAUUUAUCAUAUUAUUUUGCUGAAGAUUCUGACACAAGUAUGAUAAGGUAAUAUGAAAAAGAAGAAAAGUGCUGCUUUCUAUAGGAGACAUGUUUGUUGAUUGGACAAUAGACACAUCAUCUGUCUUCGAAGCUUUGAAUUUAAAAAACCUUGCUACCUGGAUAUGUUCAAGUGCAAUGAUAUUUGGGGGUGUUGUACCCUACAUUCCACAAUAUCGAGAAAUCUGGAAAACAGAUAAUGCUGAUGGGUUUUCAUCAUAUGUUUGCUUAGUUUUACUAAUUGCCAAUACUUUAAGAAUUGUGUUUUGGUUUGGACAUCCUUAUGAAUUUCCUCUACUUUUUCAAAGUAUCACAAUGAUUAUUGCCAUGUUAGCAAUGAUGCAUUUAUGUAUCAAAGUAAGAAAUAAAACAGUGAUUGUUCCUGCUAAAUCUCGUCUCUUUGCAGCAAAUGAGGAUGAAGAUAAACAAACAGAGAUCAAACUUUUCUACUCUUCUUCAUCUACUCCUCGGUCUUACUGGGAUUUUGAUGCAAGAUAUUUUUGGGAAUGGACAGAUUUUUUAAGCUACUUAGAAUUUAUGGCUACCUUUACUGCCAUGAUGGGAAUACUGAUAUAUUUUUGUAUAGAAAUAUUUAUCAUAGUAGAAACUAUAGGAUUUCUUGCUGUUUUUAUUGAAGCUAUGCUAGGAGCACCUCAAUUUUACCGAAACCUUAGGAAAAAGUCAACUUUUGGUAUGAGCAAAAAAAUGGUUUUUCUCUGGACUUUUGGUGAUAUUUUCAAGACUGUGUACUUUGUUGUCCGAGAAGCUCCUGUUCAGUUUUGGAUGUGCGGUAUACUCCAAGUGUUUAUUGAUUUUUUAAUAUUACUUCAAGUACUUAUUUAUCGUGGCACUCCUAGUCCUGUCAAAUUACUCUUAAAAGGAGAGAGCCACACUAGCUAAUACUAUGAAAAGAGAUUUUUUAGGAACCAAAGAAUAAUAUUUUUCAUAUUUAAAAAAUGUAAAAUUAUUUUUAAAAAUAAUUCAUAUAAUUCUGUCAUCAUAAUUUUAUUUUCUUGUGAAAUAUACCAUUUACUAAUGAAUAAAUUAUAGAUAGAUACAUAUAUAUGUAUAUAUUAAAGUAGAAAAAAUAUUUUAAAUUAUCUCUGCAUAUUUUAAUGUGAUUUUCCUUUUAUAUUCCAUAUCAAAUAAAUAUUAGGCUCUUGUAACAGAAAAAAGUUAUAUACUUAUUAUGAUGUUAAGUGUGACUAUUUUUUCCCCCUUUUUACAUAUACUGCUAAGUAGGUUGUUUGAAAAAUUAGUUUUCAUGCUUUAGUCAUUUAGCAAAAACUUAAAAAGCUUAUAGGUUGUAUUUGUUAGAUAUGUUGCAACUUUUUUAACCUGUUAUAUAUUAAUUUUUAUGUGUGUAGUGUAUUACUUUAUUUAUUUGCUGAAUAUUUUUCUUUAUGAUGAAGAUUUUAUCAGAUUUCAUAUGAUUUGCAUUAUGUUAUGAAAACGCCACUAUUAUAUUUAAGAUAGGUCACAAUUAAUUUUUUUUCCACAAUUUUUGUUUAUAUGUUAUGUAUGAGUAAACUGUUCCUAAGAACUUUAUUUCAAAUUUAAGACAAAGUAGAAUUGAAUUAUUUGAUUUAAAAAAUAUGCUCUCUUUUAACUUUGAAAAAUAUAUUACAUUAAAAUGAUGUACUAAUAUCUAGUCAAAUCUCAUGCUGUAUAUUUAUUGUAGAAAUUAAUUUGCAAAAUAUAAAUUUUAAAUUCAUAUAAAAUUUUUUUCUAGAAUAAUAUACUGAUGAUACUGUGUUGUAAUUUACUUAAAUAUUUAUAUUUAUAUACUACUUUAAAAAUUCAGGAACAUAUAUGGUACUUUUGAAAUAAGCAAAAUAUAAAUAAGUUUUUCUAAGUUUAAAAAGUACAUAAUUUGUGAAGCAUUUAGGUCACAUAACUAAUUAAAUACUUUUAAAAACAAUGCAAUAAAAUUGUUUUCCAGUAUUGAUUAUUUUAUAUCCAAGCACCCAACAAUCAUUUUUCUAUGACUAUAUCAAAAUGUUCUCAUGUUAGGUAGCAGGGGUUUUGAAACUUUUUUAAUUAUAUACCACAUAAAUAAGGAUAAAAAAUAUAUUUAUUAUCAUGAAAGCAUUUUUCCAAUUAAAAAUCAAUGCAUUUUAAAUGGAAUUAGGGAAAAAUUGUAUCAUCAAAAAUAAUGUAAUGUAUCAUUGUUUGAGGAAUCUUGUUUUACAAAAUUCAGCAGAGGUAAUACACUAUUUUUAAGUAGUAUAGUCAAACAAGAUGGGCAUUUUUGAACAUUUUUUCAUAUAAUAUCAUGACAUACUUAAUUGUUAAAUGCUCAGUAUUAUCUGUAAGAAAUCUACAAUUUUGAUCCUGUAAUAAAAGAUUUGAAGUUGACUGUAAGUUCAUGUAAAGAGGUACUAUUACUUCUGCCUACCUGUGCAUGUGUAAAAAAAAUCAAAACUGCAAGCAUACUUUGCAGCUACAAUUGUACUACAUUUUUAUGUCUGUGAUCUCAAAAAAUAUCCCUUUUUAUAAAUAUGUAAUUUAAAUAUGAAGUAUUAAAGUUGAUUUUAAUAUA
This is a messenger RNA of Stegodyphus dumicola, 2731 nucleotides long. Its product is annotated as solute carrier family 66 member 2. The record is from RefSeq and is a predicted model, not a curated record. Gene Ontology annotation, biological process: retrograde transport, endosome to Golgi; phospholipid translocation. NCBI's taxonomy places the organism in Eukaryota, Metazoa, Arthropoda, Arachnida, Araneae, Eresidae. Gene Ontology annotation, cellular component: trans-Golgi network; endosome.